UCAGAAAAUCCGUCAUGGUAACAAGAAAAAAAGAAGUGAUGGAACGAGAUAAAGUAGGUGAAACGGCAAUUUCGGAGCAUGAAGAAGGAGGCGAACAUGAUCCAAUAAAGAAAACGGCUUCAAAUAAGUCCGAAGAAGUUGUCAGAUCCUCUAUGAAGAAACAUGAACGUAAAAAAACUAAAAAAUCCACUAAUCGGCCAUCACCGUGUUUUGAAAGUGCAGAGCGGGCAGUAAAUUUAGAAUCAGUAAUGACUUUCAAGGAUUUUGGCCUGGAUGAACAAUUGUUAAAAGUUAUUGGUGAGCUUGGAUGGGAGCGUCCAACACUGAUCCAGAGCCGAAUGAUACCAGCUGCUUUUGAAAAUAAGAAUAUUCUUGCACGAGCACGAACGGGUAGUGGUAAAACAGCUGCCUUUAUGCUUCCUAUUAUACAAAGGGUUUUGCAGCUGAAAUGCAAUUCUUCAAGUAACGGUGAUGCUGGUCCAUUUGCGGUUUUUAUUGUUCCUACAAAAGAGCUAGCAAAACAGACUUACUCAUUGCUGUGCAGAUUAACAGAGAAAUUCCCGUUUCUAAUGUCAUUGAAUUUCUCGGAGCUGAAUAUAAAUACUGAUGACAACUGGCUUUUGAAGAAACCCGACUUUGUUGUUUCUACACCCAGUCGAUUUCUACAAGCUCUGAGUAAGUAUGGAAAACCAUGCGAAUCAGUUAAACAUGUUGUCCUGGACGAAGCUGAUUUGUUGUUGUCGUUUGGAUAUUCUGAGGAAAUGAGGCUGAUAAAAAAUUUUCUCCCCACACACCAUCAGACAAUAUUCACUUCAGCAACAAUGACUGAAAAAGUAGAAGCACUUAAAGAGCUCUACGUGACUGGUCCAAUUAUUCUAAUGAAAUUGAAGGAGGGGCAACUACCGAAUAGCGACCAGCUUUCACAGUAUCAUAUUUCUUGUCAAAAUGAAGAGGAGCGAUUUGCUAUCUUUUUGGCACUGUUGAAGUUGAAAUUAAUUAUUGGCAAAUCGAUCAUUUUUGUCAGAGACACUGAUCGUUGUUAUCAACUUGGACUUUUUUUACAAGCAUUCAAUAUUCGAUCCUGCAUUUUGAAUGCCCAAAUGCCAGUUAAUAGCCGUUGUCAUGUAGUGGAACAAUUUAAUGAAGGACGAUAUUCUUAUGUUAUUGCCUCUGAUAUAAACGAUGUAUCCUGUGAUUCACAAGCAGUGAUGAAAGAUGAAGAUGAUGGGAAUGUAUCUAGAAAAGAAAGAAUACGGAAGAAGAAACAGAAACAUAUCGACAGAGAAUCAGGAGUUUCACGAGGCAUUGAUUUCCAUCAUGUUGCAAAUGUUAUUAAUUUCGAUUUCCCUACGUCACUUAACUCCUAUAUACAUCGUGUGGGAAGAACUGCUAGAGGAUGGAACAAAGGCAAUGCUUUAUCAUUUGUUUCACCUCAAGAAAAGCCUUUUUUGGAGGAAGUUCAAGACGAAAUUAAUGCGCAGCUAGGGCAUCGUGCAAUUACUCCAUAUGAAGUUCGCAUCAAAGAACUGGAAUCAUUUUUUUUAAGAGCUCGAGAAGUACUGGUAGCUUGCACCAAGACUGCAAUCAGGGAAGCUAGAUUAGCGGAAAUACGAGCGGAGGUAUUGCGUUCAAAACGACUCGAAGCUUAUUUUGCUAAGAACCCUCGUGAAAGGGCGGCUCUUGAACACGAUAAGAAGUUAUUCUCUGUGAACCUUCACAGUCCUGCUAUUGCCGAUGUCCCAGAUUAUAUGGUCCCACUGUCGUUACGAGGAAUAAAUUACCGGAGUGAAUCACAGAAAAAAGAAGGAAAACGAAAACGAAAAAAGCAAAUGCAUCCAACUGUACAUCAAAUUAAAUACCAGAAGAAAAAAGAAGAUCCUCUGCAAAGUUUUUCGUUUCUUUAAUGUAAAUUUUUAUGCUUUCCCAAGAUUUUUGUGGCAUAAUCAUCAAAAUUUUAAUGAUUAUUCCAAUCGGAAUUCUUGAAUUUCCAAUUCAAUUAGCAAAGCUGAAGGAAUGUAGUCGGAAAUCAUGUGAAAUUGCUUCUACGAUUCUCUUAAUGAAAGCUGAUGAAGAAAUAACUUACUAACAACUCCACAGUUCGUUUCUCUUUGUUUUCCUGUGGACUAUAAAUUUGUUUGUCAGAUUGAUGCUCGAUUUGGUACUCUGAUCUUUGCUUCUCUGUUAUGUUCAUUUUCAGGUGAUUUGUGUUUUCUGGUAAUAAAAUAAUAUGUGGCGCUAGUUCAUGUUAGGCUUAUGUUGUUUUCCGAAGCUAUUUAUUUGAUUAUUGACGAUAAAGUUGACUAGCAGAAGAAGGGUGUGAUGCAGAAAUAAGAGAAACUGUGUAAAAAAUAA
Messenger RNA from Loa loa (African eye worm), 2352 nucleotides. Its product is annotated as DEAD/DEAH box helicase. The coding region runs from base 15 to 1904 and encodes 629 amino acids. The record is from RefSeq and is a predicted model, not a curated record. The transcript has 14 exons. Lineage: Eukaryota; Metazoa; Nematoda; Chromadorea; Rhabditida; Onchocercidae. Gene Ontology annotation, cellular component: nucleolus. Gene Ontology annotation, molecular function: nucleic acid binding; RNA helicase activity; ATP binding.